Messenger RNA from Meleagris gallopavo (turkey), 1449 nucleotides. The record is from RefSeq and is a predicted model, not a curated record. NCBI's taxonomy places the organism in Eukaryota, Metazoa, Chordata, Aves, Galliformes, Phasianidae.
GCCGGCCGGCUGCGUGCUGCUGCGAGCCGAGCGCUCGGCGGCGGGCCCUGCAGUGUUUUGUGUUCUCUGCUAGUGGAAGACGAAGGCGUUCCGGUCAUCAUGGUGUGCGGUCCGAAGAGCAUCGGCAAGUCCACGUUUAACAGAUACCUGAUAAACCUGCUGCUGAACCACCUUCCCUCUGUUGAGUACAUGGAAUGUGACAUAGGGCAGACUGAAUUCACGCCGCCUGGAUGCGUGUCUUUAAGUAACGUAACGGAGCCGUUUCUCGGUCCACCAUUCACGCACCAACGGACGCCGCGUAAGAUGGUGUACUAUGGGCAGACCAGCUGUGAGCAGGACACAGAGAGAUACAUCGAUGUGGUGAAGUACGUGUUCAGCUCCUACAGGAAGGAAGUACCUUUAGUCAUCAACACUAUGGGCUGGGUGAAAGGUGAGGGGUUGCUGCUUCUGACUGAUAUGAUCCGGCUGUUGUCGCCCACCCACGUGGUUCAGAUGGAUGUGUACGACUGGAAGGCCAUGGCUCCGCUCACCCCCGAGAACGUCCACCUGGCUCCCGGGCUGUACACCAAGGGCAAGCAGCAAGCCAAGGGCAAGCGGAUGGACCUGAGUGCAGCAGAGGGCUGGAAGUGCUCUGAAGGGGAGGAAGAUGCGUCAGCUCCUGAGUAUAAACUGCUCUACGUCCACCCUGAAUUCCCUCGAGCUGGGGCUGCAGGUGAAGCGCGAGUGCACAGCAGCAUCUUACGUGACAUGUCCAUACUGGGUUACUUGGGGCAGCUGCAGCCCCCAGAUGUGGCAUCCGUCCUUCCGCUGCACAGCCUCGUGCCGUAUCAGGUACCUUUUAAUGCUGUUGCACUCAGGGUUAUUCAUACCGAUGUUGCUCCUACCAACAUCAUGUAUGCAGUGAAUGCCAGCUGGGUUGGGCUCUGCAGGAUACCGGAUGAAAUCAGAUGCCAAACUGCCGGGCCAGUGCUGCUGACACAGACACCCAUCUGUGAUUGCCUUGGCUUCGGAAUUGUCCGAGGGGUUGACAUGGAGAAGCAUCUCUAUCACAUCCUGACCCCCGUGCCUCCUGAGAAGCUGAGAGUAGUGAACUGCCUUCUGCUGGGAAACAUUGCUAUUCCAAACUGCAUUUUUGUGAGCCAGGAAGGAAUUGAGGGAGAGAUCCCUUAUGUCACAUCUGAGUAUAACUACAGCAUUUUGGGGUCUGGGAAGCUGAGAAAGAAGAAGCAUUUCAAGAAGAGGGAAUGCACGUUCCAGUGUGAUUACACUUGAAGCCUUUGGACUUUGGAGUGCAGGAUUUGUUUUGUAUGGCAGGAGGCCUGGGGUCCACAGCUGCAGGAGACCCCAAGCAAGCGGCUGAUCUGUAGAUACUAAAACAUCAUUUUUAACAGUAUUUUAUAUUUUCAGUAUGUAUUUUGGUGUUUUGUAAUAAAUGAGUUGAAAACGUUG